This is a messenger RNA of Chrysochloris asiatica (Cape golden mole), 1362 nucleotides long. It is a transcript of the gene KMT5C, whose product is annotated as suppressor of variegation 4-20 homolog 2 (Drosophila). The transcript is spliced from 8 exons. Bases 1 to 1362 code for a protein of 453 amino acids. NCBI's taxonomy places the organism in Eukaryota, Metazoa, Chordata, Mammalia, Afrosoricida, Chrysochloridae. Gene Ontology annotation, cellular component: nucleus. Gene Ontology annotation, molecular function: protein binding; histone H4K20 methyltransferase activity. The record is from RefSeq and is a predicted model, not a curated record.
AUGGGGCCGGACAGAGUGACCGCCCGCGAGCUCUGUGAGAACGACGACCUGGCCACCAGCCUCAUUCUGGACCCCUACCUCGGCUUCCGCACCCACAAGAUGAACGUCAGCCCCGUGCCCCCCCUGCGGCGACGGCACCACCUGCGCUCAGCGCUGGAGGCUUUCCUGAAGCAGCGGGACCUGGAGGCUGCGUACCGGGCCCUGACGCUGGGAGGCUGGAUGGCCCACUACUUCCAGAGCCGGGGCCCGCGGCAGGAGGCUGCCCUCAAGACCCACAUCUAUCGCUACCUCCGCGCGUUUCUGCCUGAAAGUGGCUUCGCCAUCCUGCCCUGCACCCGCUACUCCAUGGAGACCAACGGGGCCAAGAUCGUGUCCACCCGCGCUUGGAAAAAAAACGAGAAGUUGGAACUGCUGGUGGGCUGCAUCGCUGAGCUGCGUGAGGCAGACGAGGGGCUGCUGAGGGCUGGCGAGAAUGACUUCAGCAUCAUGUAUUCCACCCGCAAGCGCAGCGCUCAGCUGUGGCUCGGCCCGGCAGCCUUCAUCAACCACGACUGCAGACCCAACUGUAAGUUUGUGCCUGCAGAUGGGAAUGCGGCCUGCGUGAAAGUGCUGCGGGAUAUCGAGCCCGGUGAUGAAGUGACGUGCUUCUACGGCGACGGCUUCUUUGGGGAGAAAAAUGAGCACUGCGAGUGUUACACCUGCGAGAGGAAAGGUGAGGGAGCCUUCCGGCUUCGGCCCAAGGAGCCAGGAUCGACCCCACCGCGGGCUCCUGACAAGUAUGAGCUCCGUGAGACCAAGCGAAGGCUUCAGCAAGGCCAGGACGGCGGCUGGCGAGGCCUGCGCUGUGCCCACCCAUCCCCUCUGCGCCAGGACCUCUUCUGUGCCGCCUGCCAGCCUCUUCUAGGCCACCCUGAUGCUGUCGCGCCCAUAUGGCUCCAGUGGCUACUACAGCCCCUGUCCCAGGCGCGUCCACGGAGACGCCGCCGUCCUCGGCCCCGACGGGCUCCUGCGCCUCCCACCCUGCCGUCGUCUGUCCGCAUCUCCCUGCACCCCUGGGGAGGCUGCGGCCCUGCCUGUCGCCUGCGGGGUGAGGCACAGGUCACUCUGGGCCGCCUUCCCCGUGCCCGCUGGGCUCCACAGCAGGACUGGCACUGGGCCAGGCGCUACGGACUGCCUCACGUGGUGCGCGUGGACCUCAGCCGCCUGGCCCCUGACCCUCCAGUUGCUCCCUCCAAGACCCCAGGCUCCAUUCCUGUCCCCAAACAGGCCCUCGCCUUCACUCCCUUUGCCCCACCCAAGCGCCUGCGGCUGGUGGUCAGCCACGGCUCCAUUGACCUGGACGUCAACGGUGGCGAGCCCUGA